GGCAUUUACUGUUAUCAAUAUUUUGACUGUGGGGAGGGUGAUUUCCUGUUUAACCAGGAAGCAUCUCUAACUAGUCCUCCUGCAGACGGAUCGCAGACAUGGCUGAACCCACGCUUACGGUCACCGUGGCAUACGCCAGCGUCAAGCACAGCGUCGCCCUGCCGGCGCCGGCCGAAGCAGAGCCGCUGCUGCGGGACCUGGCCGAGGAAGUGGCCCGUUUGACCGGUGUGCCGGUCACUUCCCAAAAGCUCAUCUUCAAAGGGAGGUCAUUAAAGGAAAUGGACCAAACCCUGGCCAGCUUUGGGGUGAAAGAAGGCGCUAAGAUCAUGAUGAUAGGAAAGAGGAAUAGUCCAGAGGAAGAAGCAGAGCUGAAGAAGCUGAAAGAUAUCGAGAAGUCUGUUGAGCAGACGGCUAAGAAGCUGGACAAAGUAGACGGGGAAUUGACGGGUUUGAAAAAUGGUUUCUUAGCAAAGGACCUACAAGCAGAAGCUUUGAACAAGUUGGAUCAGAGGGUGAAGGGGGCAGCUGAGCAGUUCAUGAAGAUCCUGGAGCAGAUGGACGCCAUGACCUUGCCUGAGAAUUUCAGCGAUAGCAGGAUGAAGAAAAAAGGCUUGAUUAAAACCGUCCAGACCGGUCUUGCCCAGUGUGACCGAAUCGAAGCUGGAAUUUCUGAACAUCUUGCAAAAAUCCAGUCCAAGAACCUGGCACUGGUGGACUAGGCCGGAAGGGGCUUUCUGUGUAAAUAGCACACCGCUCUGUGAGCGGCUCGUAGACCUGCACUGUGCUCCUCCUCUGGAGCAACCUAUUUAUCUGUCAUGAAUUAAACUGGACUUGUUACCACAACAACAAAGAUCAGGAACUGCCGUGAUAUCGCAGUUUGAUUUAGUCUAAAUCAGGGAUUUGUUUCUUUGAAGUGUGUUCCUUGUUGGAUACUCUACGGCACUUCUGAAGUCGUCCACCUUGGUGCUGUCCACUCCUCCUCCCAUCUUCAGGUGCAAGCAGGUCUUAAGGAGCUUUGUAAUCAUUUUCUCUGUGCUCCUACGCUUAGUAAUCCCUGUGUUACACCUUAAUUUUCAGGUCCCACUGUGUACUCAGCUUUCUUUUUUUAUGUAACCUAUACAAUAAGUACUGUAGCUAAGUUUCUGUACAAGGAAGAACGUUCCCGCUAUAAAAUGAUCUGGUUCACUUAUGUACCUCAGGUCAAGGCACAGACUGGCUUUCAAAUUCAUCAAGUUGUCUCCUUGUUCAUGAUCCAUUUUGCAAUCCAAGUGAAUUUUUAAUAAUGAUGCACAUAUGGUUAUUGUAAGGGCAAAUUAGCAAACAUGUACCUUCCUGUUAGUGCAAACUGAUUAAUUCCUGUAAACCUAAUUUGGGGAAAAUGGAUAAACAUGUUUCUCACUGGGAACCAGAAUGAGAACCACUGUCACAAGUCUCUGAACCGAAACCCGGUGGGAAAGUGAGGCGAAACUUGAGGCCUUCGUGGAUUUUUAAGCGACUUGUUUCUAUACCAUUUUAUUCCCCCCACUUUGGUCUGCAUUUUAAUUUUCAUAAAAGCAGAGAAACAUUCAAGUGUUCAAUCUUACACACUAACAGUGCAACUCAGUAAAAACAUUUAUCUCUGCACCUUCAA
Messenger RNA from Paramormyrops kingsleyae, 1630 nucleotides. RefSeq names its product BCL2 associated athanogene 1 (gene bag1). NCBI's taxonomy places the organism in Eukaryota, Metazoa, Chordata, Actinopteri, Osteoglossiformes, Mormyridae. Gene Ontology annotation, biological process: protein stabilization. The record is from RefSeq and is a predicted model, not a curated record. Gene Ontology annotation, molecular function: protein-folding chaperone binding; adenyl-nucleotide exchange factor activity. Gene Ontology annotation, cellular component: cytoplasm; cytosol; nucleus.